Messenger RNA from Drosophila mojavensis, 697 nucleotides. RefSeq names its product 60S ribosomal protein L12 (gene RpL12). The record is from RefSeq and is a predicted model, not a curated record. The transcript has 5 exons. The coding region runs from base 115 to 612 and encodes 165 amino acids. Gene Ontology annotation, cellular component: ribosome; cytosolic large ribosomal subunit. Gene Ontology annotation, molecular function: structural constituent of ribosome; large ribosomal subunit rRNA binding. NCBI's taxonomy places the organism in Eukaryota, Metazoa, Arthropoda, Insecta, Diptera, Drosophilidae. Gene Ontology annotation, biological process: translation.
UUACUCAUUCGAUAGUUGAUAUAACCGGAAACUAAGUAUCCCAUCUCUAUGGCACUAUCGGACUCUUUCCCUUUACGGCGCUUUUGGUGACGCUGAAACCAUUCAUACAUAAAGAUGCCUCCUAAGUUUGAUCCCACGGAAGUCAAGUUGGUGUACCUUCGUUGUGUUGGUGGCGAAGUUGGUGCUACCUCAUCGUUGGCUCCUAAAAUCGGUCCUCUGGGAUUGUCUCCUAAAAAAGUAGGUGACGAUAUUGCAAAGGCCACUUCUGACUGGAAGGGACUCAAGAUCACGGUAUGCCUUACCAUUCAAAAUAGGCAGGCUACGAUAUCAGUGGUUCCAUCCGCAGCCUCAUUGAUCAUCAAGGCAUUGAAGGAACCUCCACGUGACAGAAAGAAGCAGAAGAACAUUAAGCACAGUGGAAACAUUUCCUUCGAUGACAUUUUGGCGAUCGCACGCACUAUGCGACCAAGGUCAAUGGCUCGUGAACUGAAAGGCACCUGCAAGGAAGUUCUUGGCACAGCCCAAAGUGUUGGAUGCACUGUUGAUGGAAAACAUCCCCAUGAUGUUAUUGACGAAAUUAACAAUGGUACCAUGGAAGUCCCAGCGGAAUAAAUAUGUAUUCCAUUGAAAAUAAUAAAUAAAACUAAUGUUUUACCAUCAGCAAGAUAAAACGUUAAAAAUAAAUUUUUACAAAAUA